Messenger RNA from Pectinophora gossypiella (pink bollworm), 857 nucleotides. Its product is annotated as protein D3-like. Bases 110 to 673 code for a protein of 187 amino acids. The record is from RefSeq and is a predicted model, not a curated record. The transcript has 5 exons. Lineage: Eukaryota; Metazoa; Arthropoda; Insecta; Lepidoptera; Gelechiidae.
ACAAGUUAUCGCAUAGGUACCUACUUGUGUCGGCGCCCGCGCCGGUCGCGUUAUCAAGCAUCGGCCAGUGUAGAACCGACCGCUGAAACAAUACACCGUACCAGCCGCCAUGUCGCUAGUCGCCAAAGCCUUCGAGUCCAGUAAAAUAGUUCCCGAUGUCAUCCCAGUAGCUCCUACAGCCAAUAUUGAGCUGAAAUACCCAAGCGGUGUUCAAGCGUCGCAGGGCAACGAGCUGGCUCCAACCCAGGUGAAGGACCAACCCACUGUCACCUACGAAGCUGAUCCUAAUGCCUACUACACUCUUGUGUUCACUGACCCAGACAACUACGAUGGCCCCGAGCUGGUAUACCGCGAGUGGCACCACUGGUUGGUUGGCAACAUCCCCGGAAACCAGGUGACCUCCGGCGAGACCCUCUCCGCGUACAUCGGCAGCGGCCCUCCGCAGGGCACCGGCCUCCACAGAUACGUGUACAUACUAUACAAACAGCCCUCCAAGCUCAGCUUUGAUGAGCCCAGGCUGACCAACAAAUCUAUCGACGGCCGCGCAGCUUUCUCUACCAAGAAGUUUGCGGAGAAAUACAACCUAGGCAACCCCGUGGCAGGCAACUUUUACCGCGCACAGUUUGACGACUACGUGCCGCUACUGUACAAGGGGCUCGGCGUUAAUGUCUGAAGAACACAAUUUAAUUAAAAAUAUAUUAUAUUAAUUAUUUAAAAAAAAAAAUAAAAAAAUAUUUCACUAUCCUAACCACAGAAUUUAACAGUGCUAUUACAAAACGAUGACAAAAGUUUGUGGCUGGUUACUGGGAAUAUGAGUCAAUGGUUACCUAUUUGGAAUAAAGAUUUUAUUAUUAAUA